CUUGAUUAGUGAGUGAAAUCGAAUUUUUACAGAAUUUAUGUACAAAUGAUUUGAUCGUGCCGGGACUGCACUAGGAUGUCAGGUGGAGCAGAACUUCUUCAGCAAGAGACUUUGCCCAAAAUCCAGGAGACACCUUGUGUGGAUGAGAACGGAGUGGCGAGUGAACAGAACGUGACCUUCACAAUCAACGAAGAGGACCACACUCUGGGCAAUGUGCUGAGAUUUGUACUGGCAAAAUAUCCCGAGACUGAUUUCGUAGGAUACACCGUACCUCACCCCACGCAGUACAGAAUAAUCCUGAGGAUACAAGCUAAAAAGGGGCACAAGGCACAUGAUCUACUUGUGAGAGCACUGAAGGAUUCCAGACUCAUCUUCCAGACUAUGAAGGGCACUUUUUCAGAUGCUUACAAACGCCAUUCUGAACUGAACAAUAAAUGAGCAAAAGAAAUGAAACUAAUCAUUUGUUGUUAAGUUAUAAAUUGUUUUGGAAAUUUGAUUGAUCA
Messenger RNA from Symsagittifera roscoffensis, 503 nucleotides. Its product is annotated as probable DNA-directed RNA polymerases I and III subunit RPAC2. The coding region runs from base 76 to 438 and encodes 120 amino acids. NCBI's taxonomy places the organism in Eukaryota, Metazoa, Xenacoelomorpha, Acoela, Convolutidae. Gene Ontology annotation, molecular function: protein dimerization activity. The record is from RefSeq and is a predicted model, not a curated record. Gene Ontology annotation, cellular component: RNA polymerase I complex; RNA polymerase III complex. Gene Ontology annotation, biological process: DNA-templated transcription. The transcript is spliced from 2 exons.